ACGUCAUCAAGAGAAUAUUAUCGUUGUUGAUUGCGUAAUCUCGUCGAUUUUUGCCUUGCCAGGGACACACACAAAUGCAGAUAAAAUGUCUUUUCAGCGACCUCUUUCUAAAAUCGUCCGGGUCAAUGCAGUUUUAGCACCUUAUAUCAGACCCUCAUCUCGAGCUCACCAUGUCCUAUCGACCAAUCAGGUAGCUGCUUCGUCAAGAACAGGGCCAUGUAGAAAGCAGCUUUUGAGAGAUACAGCAAACAAGUAUGCUAUACACCCCCAGGUUCAACAUGCCCGUACAAUGUUCAUACAGACCCAAGACACACCCAACCCAAAUAGUCUCAAGUUCUUACCAGGCGUUGAGGUGUUGGGAACGGGCACCAAGGACUUCCCCAGCGCUAUGAACGCCCAUGGGUCUCCUCUAGCCAGGCAAUUAUUCAGGAUAGAAGGCAUACAAAGUGUCUUCUUUGGACCCGAUUUCAUCACUGUCACGAAGAUGGAUGACGAUAAUGUCGACUGGAGGGUAUUAAAGCCAGAGAUCUACGCCACCGUCAUGGACUUCUUCGCCUCUGGAGUUCCUAUCCUUACAGAUGAAACAGCACCAGCAGACACAGAGAUUCAAGAGGAUGACGAUGAGACGGUGAUGAUGAUCAAAGAACUCCUUGACACGAGGAUAAGACCGACUGUACAAGAAGAUGGAGGGGACAUAGUCUAUAUGGGUUUUGAGGAUGGUGUUGUCAAGCUAAAGCUUCAAGGAGCCUGUACUAGCUGCCCUAGCUCUAUCGUAACCCUCAAACAUGGCGUCCAGAACAUGUUGCAGUUCUAUGUACCGGAAGUCCUCUCGGUGGAAGCGGUGGAAGAUGAGCAAGACGACGUCUCCAACGAACAACUCAAGAAGUUAGAGGAGAAGAUUGGAGAUGUUCCGACCUGAAAGUCUGAAAGAAACAAAAUCUUUCAUCACAGGCAAUCUCAUCCCUCAAGGAUGCCAGUCUGUUGUGCUUCAUCAGUACAUCUAUACAUGUGUGUGCUGUUAGAUAUAUGAACUGCACAAAAAUAUUAUCAAUUGGUGUUUCAAGUAUUUCACUUUUUUUAAUAUACAUCUAUUGACCCACAGGGCAGUGUUCUUAUAGCCAUGGUUUAGUUAAACCUGGGUUAACUUAGACCACACUAUUGUGGAGUGCCAGUUGUCUACUCAAUCACCAAGUAAACAUUAUUAUAGUCCAACAGCAAAAGUUGUCAAAUAGAUUUUAAUAGCUGUGUCAUGAAAUGAGAAAAAUUGGAAAAUGGGAAAAAUAAAAUGAAUUUUGAAUUAUUGGUACGUUCUCUUUGCAAUGAGUACGGAAGAAGUAUUAUGAGACCCAGCAUUUCAUAGAAGUUUGGUCUAAAAUUCUAGUUUUGACUAGGGUUAAAUCUUGGCUUGAUUAUUAGAAAACCACUCAAAGAGGUUGAAGGGGUUUUCCCUCUUCAACUUGGCAACAGUUAUUUAUAUUGUAAAUUCUUACAAACUGUGGAGGAAAGGAAAUAAACAUGAAUCAUUACAGGAAUUGAAAUUAUGACAGUUUAUCUUAAAGGACAAUUCCACCCCAACAAAAACUUGAAUAAAAAAAGAGAAAAAUUUAACAAGCGUAACACUGAAAAU
Messenger RNA from Lytechinus variegatus (green sea urchin), 1627 nucleotides. It is a transcript of the gene nfu1, whose product is annotated as NFU1 iron-sulfur cluster scaffold homolog, mitochondrial-like. Lineage: Eukaryota; Metazoa; Echinodermata; Echinoidea; Temnopleuroida; Toxopneustidae. The transcript is spliced from 7 exons. The record is from RefSeq and is a predicted model, not a curated record. Gene Ontology annotation, molecular function: iron ion binding; iron-sulfur cluster binding. Gene Ontology annotation, cellular component: mitochondrion. Bases 86 to 919 code for a protein of 277 amino acids. Gene Ontology annotation, biological process: iron-sulfur cluster assembly.